AUGGGCAGCGGGUGCAACCCCUGGGUCCGUGGGCGCCUGCUGUGCUGGGUGCCAGGCUGCCAGGCAGGAUCCCCUAUACCGGGAGCCCCUUACCGGGAUCUCUCCGAUCCCAGCGGGCAGGGACGCGGCAGGGGGUCGGGAGCCCUCCGCGUUCCUCACAGCCCCGAGACCGUCAAGCUGGGGAAGGGGCAGGGGGUCGGGAUCGCCCCUGUGAUCACCAGGCUGGGGAAGGCUCUGGAUCUCCGGCGGGAUCCCUCUGAGCACGCGGGGCUGGGGAAGGGGGCGCAGGGUCAGGACCCCCCGGAGCCGCUGGACUGGCGGCAGGUGCUGGUGCUGGGGCUGGACGGGGCGGGGAAGAGCAGCGUCCUGCACUACAUCUGCAGCCAGACGGCCAGGGAGCGCAUCGCACCCACCCGCGGCUUCAACUCUGCCCAGCUCUGCAUUGAGGGGCUGGAGGUGGACCUGCUGGAGGUGGGGGGCAGCCAGAACCUGCGAGCGUACUGGCCCCACUACCUGAGCCAGGCCCAUGUGCUGGUGUUCGUGGUGGACUCGGUGGACAGGUCGCGCCUGCUGACGGCGCGACAGGAGCUGCACGCGCUGCUGGCUGCGGAGCCCCGGCUGCCCCUGGUUGUGCUGGCCAAUAAGCAGGAUAAGAGCAACGCCCUGAGUGCGGCAGAGCUGCGGGAGGAGCUGGCCCUGCACACGCUCAGCGGGCAGCGGGAGCUCUUCCUCCUGCCUACCAGUGCGACCUGGGCCAGCCUGAGCACUGCCACCAGCGUCCUCCACGUGAAGAGCCUGCUGGUCACCCUGCUCUCCCAGCCCUGA
Molecule: messenger RNA, 825 nt
Organism: Aptenodytes forsteri (emperor penguin)
Lineage: Eukaryota; Metazoa; Chordata; Aves; Sphenisciformes; Spheniscidae
Gene: ARL10
Product: ADP ribosylation factor like GTPase 10
Exons: 5
Coding region: 1-825 (274 amino acids)
Molecular function (GO): GTPase activity; GTP binding
Source: RefSeq, a predicted model, not a curated record